AUGCGCGCGGCGUCACCCGCCCGCACUCAAGAUGGCCGCCGCGGCCGCUCUAGUCAGCUCGGCGCCUUCUCUAUGGUACACCCCCCCACAAAAGAAGGGGUGCAGGGAACCCCCGGGGGGGGCACCGAGGAGGAGGAGGAGGAGGAGGAGGAGGAAGAUGGGGGGCAGGAGCCGGAGGCAUCCGGAGGCACCGGGGGACCACGGGGGCGGAGAUCGACGCUCUCUGGGAGACGAUUGGCAGGCUCCAGGACGAUUACGCCAACUCUCAGCGCCUCAAUCGGAUCCUGGAGGAGCGACUGCGGGGGCUGGCGCAGGCCCUGGAGCGCGAGGCCCUCACCCGGCGCGUGGCUGAGGCGCUGCAGGGGGUGCUGGGGGGGCCCCCCCAGGCCCAGCCCCCCCCGGGGACCCCGGCGGAGGAGGAGGAGCCCGAGGAGGGGGAGGGGCCACUGCCGCCCCCCCCCGCCUUUCGCGACCCCCAAUAAAGGACCCCCAAACUGCCCCCGAGCCUCGAACUGCCCCCCCUAA
Cuculus canorus (common cuckoo) is the source of this 525-nucleotide messenger RNA. RefSeq lists its product as uncharacterized. The transcript is spliced from 8 exons. Bases 1 to 525 code for a protein of 174 amino acids. The record is from RefSeq and is a predicted model, not a curated record. Lineage: Eukaryota; Metazoa; Chordata; Aves; Cuculiformes; Cuculidae.